This is a messenger RNA of Bursaphelenchus okinawaensis, 2573 nucleotides long. The record is from the annotation of a GenBank genome assembly. Lineage: Eukaryota; Metazoa; Nematoda; Chromadorea; Rhabditida; Aphelenchoididae.
AUGGUUCAGGUCACUCGGAACGAUAUAAUGUUUAAACCGAAAGGAAGAGCCGAUGGCGACUUAGUUAGCAGUUUUAGCGACGUUUUGGAGGAACGUGGGGGGAGGGUUGCAAGAAGAACCGGAUUCUUACCCUGCUCUUGCGCGUUACUCGUUCUGCGUGUGAAGAAGAAAGAACCUUCUCUGAUUGUGUUAUUGUUUCUCUGCCCGCUUCCAUGAUUCGGGUGAUGCCGUCGUUAUUAAUGAGAUAUCAUCGCCGGUUUAAUCGAUAACCCACAGGUCGAAAAGUGAAAGUCGACUGUAAACAUUGUCACACAGCUUUAUUUACUGCAAUUUCGGUAUAUUUGAAAAGUUUUUCGAAUUUUGUUUUCAAUCUAUUGAUUUUGUGAUUUUUCGUUAUUCUACCUUUUUUUUAAAUACGGUAUUCUAUAGUAUUUUGCAUCGAUUUCGUUUUCAAAGGUCUCUAAACUGUUUAUCUUAAGGUGGACUGGACUUGAAGUCUCAAGAAGCAGCGCUUCGUCUUGGACUGGAUAUUGUUGUAGCCACGCCAGGACGUCUGAUCGACCAUCUCCACAACUCACCGUCCUUUUCUCUGGUCGAUGUUGAGGUUCUGGUAUUGGAUGAGGCCGAUCGAAUGUUGGACGAUCAGUUUGCCGAACAGAUGAAGGAGAUCAUUCGGUUGUGUUCGAAGAGCAGACAAACCAUGUUGUUCUCGGCUACAAUGACAGACGAGGUAAGUGUAUUUGUGGCAAUGAAUAGUCAUGAUAAAGGUACUUGAUGUAAUACUACGCAAGAUUUUAAAUUUGAAAUGCUUUUAGAUAGAAGACUUGAUCAAAAUGUCAUUGGACAAGCCUGCUCGACUGUUUAUCAAUGAAAACACAGAGACCGCAACUAACUUGAGACAAGAGUUCAUCAGGGUCAGAGAAGGCAGGGAAGGGGAUCGUGAAGCUGUUGUAGCAGGUAAUGGUUUAAUCCUUAUGUUUACGCUUUGAUUUAGAAUAUUAAUUUAAAUCUGGUGUCCUUGAUCUUUUAAUUUUUUCAAUUUCCACUAAAUAAGGCCUUGUUUUAGCACUAGUAACUCGUACUUUUGUGGAUCAUACUAUCGUGUUUGUUAAAACCAAACGUGACUCUGAACGUAUGAACGUCUUGUUAGGAUUACUGGGAGUUAAGGUUGGCCAACUUCAUGGUGGAUUAACCCAAGCACAGAGAAUCCACGCCCUCACAGAGUUCAAGGCAGAACAACUUGACGUACUCGUUUGUACUGAUCUGGCUUCCAGAGGUUUGGAUAUCGAAGGAGUGUUAACGGUACUGUUCUUUUGGUAUUCGUUUUUAUUGAUGUAAUUUAAACAUUAAGGAAUGCAAUUGUAUUUUACCGGAUGAAAAAACUUUUUAUUUAUAAUUUAAUGUUUAGGUUAUAAAUAUGCACAUGCCAAUGUCGAUCAAGCCUUAUGUACACAGAGUCGGUCGUACUGCUCGUGCCGGAAAGAGUGGAAGGUCAAUUUCGUUGAUAGGAGAAGAUGACCGCAAGUUACUUAAGCUCAUCUACAAACAGAACAAGGGCAAAUCACUCAAGAUUAGAAAUAUCACAGGAGGUAGGGCAAUGUUCAUUGUGAAUAUAAAAUGUGCAUAUUUAAAAAUUUUACGCAAAAAUAUAUUGUUCUUGUUCUUUAGCUAAAUCCUUAUUUUAUAGAUGUUUUGACCGCGUAUUCGGAACGUAUAAAGAACCUGGAACAAUCGGUGACCAAGGUACAACAAGAAGAGAAGGAAGAGAAGGCACAGCGUCAAGCCAUGGAUGCCCUGAGCAAAGUAGAAGGCAAGCUGAACAACAAACCAGAUGAGAGGGAAGGUCGAGUAUGGUUCCAGACCAACAUCGAGAAGGCGGCCGAGAAAAGUAAGGCUUCUGAUGAGUUAUUAUAAAGUAUUUGUAGGGAAACUGAAGAAGGCUCAGAAGAUGCUGAAGCAGAAGCAAAAGGAAGCUGCCAAAACUGUAAGUUAAAUUUAGACUGCAGUAAUGACAUGGUAAACCUAAAGCAAACAAAGUAAAAUCUUCAAACUGAGAAAAAAAAUUAAAGGUUGUUUAACGACGAAAUAUUAAUUUAUGUUAAACUGGUUUAUUGUCAUCAAGACUCAAAGGUCAACAAGUUCCAGUGAUCUCACUUGAUCAACACUUGAUUAUUUUUAGCCUGAAGAACGGUCCAUCCAGAACACAAUGUCAUAUCAAGUUAGGAGAGCGAAGAAGGAGAAGAGACCCAAGAGGCUGCGAGCAGUCGAGGAUGACGUUCCGACCAGAGGCGUGAGGAAGGGACGAGUGAUCAAGAAGAAGAAGUCAUCCUUCCUCGGAGCCCUCACCAAAGUGGACAAGAAGUCCGUCAAGAACAUUCGCUAUGGGUGAGUCUUAUGAACAAACAACAAUAUUUGCGAGAGAACACUGUAGCAUAAACAAAGUAUCAAAAUAGACAUUAGGAGUUGAACUGGUACACAAUAAAGUAACUUCUUUCAGCCCUGGAGACAAAGACUUCCACAAGGCCAAGAAGGGCAUGAAGGCGAAGGGAGCACUGAAAGGACCCAGAAUGUAA